AUGAAUCAAACUAUAGAUGAAAUUAACAAAGGUUACUUGAAAGAACUUGAUUACAAUGCAAUUCAAGUUUUAGAAAAUAUUUCAGAUAGCUCAAGUGAGGUAAAACAUGCUCUUAUAAAGACCAAUAAUCAUGUCGUCCUUAAAUUUUUAAAAAAAUAUCAAAAUGAACAUGAAUAUUAUAACAAAUUUGAUAGAGAAAGAGCUAAUCUAAGAAAAAUUUUCCAAAACGAUAACGUGAUCAGUUUUUAUGGCGUAACUAAAGAGCCUUCCAAGAAAUUUCACUCAAUGGUGCUUCAGUAUUGCGGUAAUAAAAACCUUAGGGAACAUUUAAGGGAAGAGUAUGUCGCAAAGAGUAACUGGUCAUAUAAAAAGCGAAUUGCCAUAGAAAUUGCUACAGGCUUGGAAUAUAUUCAUCAAGCGAAUAUUGUACAUUGUGACUUGGUUAACAUAAAAAAAUUAAAAACUUUUCUUGCUCUUGAAAAUAGAGAAGAACCUAUUAAUUUGACUCCUGUAGAUUACAAAGAACUUUAUUGUGAUUCAUGGAAUUCUAAUCCUGAAAAACGACCAUUAAUUAACGAAGUUAUUGAUCGUCUCAAUGAUAUUGAGCUUGAUUGUGUAUAUCAAGAUUUUAAUUAUAUCCCAGAAAUUUCUUCGGGGAGCUCUUUUAGAGACAGAAUUCGGUUUACGUCAAACAAUGCAGCUUGCUUAGAAGUUACUAAAGGGUCGGUUCUAAAUUUAUACAUUUUUCUUCCUCCAGGCGAAAUAUCUAUAGGAAGGAGUAAUUCGAACGAUGUUAUCAUAAAAGACCAAGAAAUUGCUAAAAAACAUGCAAGAAUCAUUGUAAAUUAUCAAGGACAAGUCGAAAUUAAUGAAUUAGGUUCCGAUUAUGGUAUUUUUGUUAACGAUAAAAAACUUGAAUUUCGAGCCUCACGUCUUUUAAUAAAAGAUGAUGUGAUUUCAAUGGGGCGUAGCAAAUUUCAAUACCUUCCCAUUGGAGAAUAUAAAAGCCGCAUAGAUGAACCUUUAUCGAUCUAUAAUAAGGCUUAUUUUUUGAAAAAAUUGGAAAAUGAAUUCAAGAAUGCAAAGGAAAAUAAAUGUGAUUUGAGCUUACUGUUUUUAGAUUUAGAUAAUUUUAAAAGCAUCAAUGAUCAAAAUGAUCAUAUAGUUGGAGAUUACGUUUUAAAAGAGUUGGCUAAUUUGAUUCGAAAUAAUCAUGUCCGUUCUGAGGAUAUUUUUGCAAGAUAUGGUGGAGACGAGUUUACUAUUCUUCUCAAGGGCACUAAUAUAAAUUCAGCCUUUAAAAUUGCCGAAAACAUUCGAGGAUCUGUUGAAGCACAUUCGUUUACUUAUAACAAAAUCAAGUUAUCGAUUACACUUAGUAUUGGAGUUUCCGAAAUGAAUUCGUCAACAGAAUCUUGUGACGAUUUACUUCUCCAUGCUGACAAUGCAUCAAAGAAGGCUAAAGAAUACGGUCGCAAUCGAAUAGAAGUAUGGAAUAAUGAGUCUAAUUCAAUCUCCAGAAGUGAAACCCAUCUAAUAGAUUCACCCAAUAAAUCCGUUGAAGGUGAAAGCUACUAUAUAGAAUCGCAUUCUUCCCUUUCCUCAACAAUUGAUACUUCUUUUUUUUCAACAAUGAAUUCUUCCUCCCAAAUAAUGGACGACGAAAUUGGCAUCACAAUAAUUAAAUCAAAUUCAGAAAAUAAAAGGACAGAAUGUUAUAUGUUUUUGCCUAGAAAGGAAACUCUCAAUUUUAUUCGAACUAAACUUGAAGAAUAUGAUGAAUUUUAUAUGGGAACUAAUUGUCGUUUUAUAAUAAAUAAUGAAAAUGGGGUCCCAGUCUUACGAAAAGAUGAGUCUAAAUUCAAAGUUUUGCAAAUCAUCGGAACACAUGAUAAUGGUGCCAAUUUUUUAUAUAUUAAAGAAAAAGCAGAAUUCGAUAGGUUACUGUUAAAAAACGAGAAAGGUUUCAAAUUUUGUAAAGAAGGUUCUAUUGAAAAGGCUAGAGACAACGCUUUUAAAAUUGACAUCAAUAAAAUUGAAUUUUCGGAUCCAAGAUAUGAUGAUUGUGAAAACCAAUCAUACAUGUGCAAUCAUGCACCCGAUGCUAAUUGUAAACGCAGCCUUAUAAUUGAUGGAAAAUUUUCGGACGCUUUAGAAUGGUUUUAUAAUUCGCUUAAAUUACCUCGAGCAAACACUAAACCACCUACCAUACAUUUACAUGAAUGGCGACCAAAAAAAGAAAUCACAAUUUUGGGCAUUAGUGCAACGGAUGAAUUUAUUAAAGAUGUUGAAGCUGCAUUAAAAAAUAAUGAAAAGAAUAGCGAAGAAGGCAUAAUAAAGCAACUCCGUAAUGUAUCGGAAAAAUAUGGACAUUUUUAUGCGCAUCGCCUUGUAUUAGGAGGUGCUAUAGUUAAAAACAAAUCAGUAAGUGAUGAUGUAGUUAUUUCUACCUCAGUUAUCAGCGGGAACAAAGAUAAAUACUUCAAAGAAAAUAUAAAAUCUUGGGACGAAUCUCUUGGAAAUGCAUCUACUUGGAAAAUAAUUGGUUAUGACAAAAUUUAUUCAUUGUUUGAAUUGUUGAAUGGAGAUUUACAAAAAGAAGUUUUGAAUGCUUUGGGUCACCGAAUUUUAAAAGCCGGUACUAAAGAUAUCAAUUUUGAAUUGAGAAAUUAUACGAAUUCAAUAUCACCAUACAUCUAUAAUUUAUCUUCGCACAUAAAGGAAAUUGGAAAUAUACAUAAUUACCAAAUUUUCGCGUCAAUAAUGAGCAAAAGUAAUAAAAAUUUGUUUUCUGCUCAUGUAGACUAUUUAAACAAAGAUAGAAAUACACCAGUAAUUAUUGUUCACAAUAUUAAAUGGGAGAAUUCCGGUUCUGCAACUUGUUUAAUUAAGCUCGGAUGGAUUAUUGUUGGACCGCUAACAAACUUCGAUUUUAACAUCCAAUUUCCGUUGGCAUUUAGAUGUAUGAAACAAAUGGCAUCCAUGAAAAAGGAUCUUUGUACCAUAAAAAUUAAUAAUUACAAACCUUGUAUUUUUGGCAUUUGCGCAUUAGAAGCUGAUUCUCAAUCAAGUUCUAGAAGUGAUAAUGAUUCCACGAGAAAUGAAAAUCCUCAAUUAAGUUCUACAAGCAUUGUGGAUUCAACAGAAUACAUUCCAUAUGACUUAAACUAUGAUCCGAAGACAGUAGAAAUUGUCGCUGGUACACAUUUUUCAACUUAUAAGGAAUCCGCGUGUUUGUUUGUUUAUAAUCUUAAAGAUAUAAACAAACCUGUUGAUCAAACAGUAUUGCAAAACUUAGCACUAUACACUUGUGUUAUUGACGUUGAUGAUUAUGAAGAUUUCGAUUUUGGUCAAGAGAAUGUUAAAUGGCAAAGUUCUAAGCGGGAAAAAAUAUCUUACGCAAAUAUUGGAACAAAAAAGUUAUCUGAUAAUGAUUUGUUAUUAGUAAGCCAACUUUUUAAUAAUUGUCCAGCUUGUAAGCACUAUGGGUUUGUCAAUGUCAAUCACAAUACUAGCCAAGUUAUUUACAAAUCAUUAAGUUCGGAACUCUUGGAUUCUGUUGAAGAUAUCGCAUAUCUUUUAAUCUCUCCAGUGAACAAACCCAAAAAUUAG
This is a messenger RNA of Dentiscutata erythropus, 3612 nucleotides long. The record is from the annotation of a GenBank genome assembly. Lineage: Eukaryota; Fungi; Glomeromycota; Glomeromycetes; Diversisporales; Gigasporaceae.